This is a messenger RNA of Helianthus annuus (common sunflower), 1772 nucleotides long. RefSeq names its product sulfite exporter TauE/SafE family protein 4. Gene Ontology annotation, cellular component: membrane; Cul4A-RING E3 ubiquitin ligase complex. The record is from RefSeq and is a predicted model, not a curated record. Bases 110 to 1483 code for a protein of 457 amino acids. The transcript is spliced from 12 exons. NCBI's taxonomy places the organism in Eukaryota, Viridiplantae, Streptophyta, Magnoliopsida, Asterales, Asteraceae. Gene Ontology annotation, biological process: protein ubiquitination.
GCCCUCCACCUUCCUCCCCACCUCCAUAAAUUGACGCCAUUAUUCGAAAGCCGAAACCUUACAUCCACUUUGCCUAAACCAACAACAAUCAAUUCAAAAACCAACAUCAAUGGCGACACGACCCUUUGCUUUCUUUCUAUUCUUCCUGUUUUCAAUCAUCACCCUCACCGUUUACAUCCUCACCGCCCACAUUUACGAUCACCAACCUUUUCUACGUUCUUUCCCAAAUUCCCUAUCCCUCAAACCCGAAGACAAAAUCUGGCCCGAAUUUGAGUUUAAUUGGAGACUUUUGUUAGCAACGGUUAUCGGGUUCUUCGGGUCUGCAUUUGGAACAGUUGGAGGUGUUGGUGGUGGUGGCAUUUUUGUUCCGAUGCUUACGUUGAUCGUUGGUUUCGAUACAAAGUCUGCUGCUGCUCUUUCUAAGUGUAUGAUAAUGGGGGCAUCAGCAUCAUCAGUUUGGUACAAUUUAAGAGUGCAACAUCCAUGCAGAGAAGUGCCAAUUCUUGAUUAUGAUUUAGCACUCCUGUUUCAGCCUAUGCUUAUGCUUGGAAUCACUCUUGGUGUGGCUCUUAGUGUUGUUUUCCCUUACUGGCUUAUCACUGUUCUCACCAUUCUUCUUUUCUCAGGGACAUCCAUAAGGUCUUUCUUCAAGGCUAUUGAAAUGUGGAAGGAAGAGACAAAAGUGAAGAAAGAAAUGGAAAGACCACGAGCAUUCGUCAGUUCUCGGGGGGAAUUGCUAAUCGACACACACGAGCCACUGAUUCUUAAAGAAGAGAAAACGCCAAUGCAAAUUUUUCUGUUCAAUUUACGUUGGAAGAUGCUUACGGCACUAAUAGUUGUAUGGAUCGCCUUUCUAGUUCUUCAGAUCAUGAAGAAUGGAUUAAUAGCAUGCAGUACAUCAUAUUGGGUAGUCACCAUAAUACAGUUCCCAGUAGCACUAGCUGCAUUUGGGUAUGAAUGCGUUAAGUUGUACAAAGAAAGCAAAAAAAGAAGAGACACUGGGAACCCUGAAUCAGUUUGUGAGGCUGCAAUUGACUGGACUGCGCCCCAACUUAUGUUCUGUGCAUUUUGUGGGGUCUUGGGUGGGACCGUUGGUGGCCUGUUGGGGUCGGGUGGUGGGUUCAUUCUUGGACCUCUCUUACUCGAGAUCGGGGUCAUGCCACAGGUUGCAAGUGCAACAGCUACAUUUGUGAUGAUGUUUUCAUCAUCGUUAUCAGUGGUCGAGUUUUACCUUCUAAAGCGGUUCCCAAUUCCCCAUGCUUUAUACCUGAUGGCGGUAUCCAUUAUGGCCGGCUUCUGGGGUCAAUUUUUCAUAAGAAGACUUGUUGCAUUUCUACAGAGAGCUUCACUUAUAGUAUUCAUUCUUUCAGCAGUCAUCUUUGCCAGUGCUCUUACAAUGGGGGUCAUUGGUGUGGACAAAAGCAUCAGGAUGAUCAAUAACCAUGAGUUCAUGGGAUUUCUUGAGUUUUGCCGCAGUCAAUAGGUUUAGAAUACAUGUCAAAACAAGCGGGAAAUUAGGGCAGAGUGAUGGAACAUGGUGUUCCAUGUAAAAGAAUGUAGCUGGUUUCUGUUUCUAUCAUGGUUAGAUAGGAUAGUUUUGUUUUUAGAUAGCUUCGAUAUCUAGAACCGACUUCUUAUUAGGUUUAAUGGUUAGAGUUUAGGGUUCCAAGUUCGGCUCUUUAGCCAUCGUCAAGAAACCGAAUAGAAUCUUUUAUGUGCUUGAAAAGGGUUGAUGCAUGUUAUGGUAAUGGACUUAUCAGUUUCCUCUAAAA